CCUGUAACCUCGGUUUAAAAAUAGCGUGAUGGAGACGGUAUCAGGCCUUGUUCGAGUUUCUCUUCCCAAUUACUUGAAAAAUCUUCCAUUUCCCGACUCAUUUGAAGGACUUGCCGAUAUGUCAGGUGGUGACUGGUUGAGACUUUUGCCAUUUGUUGGAACAGUGUCAUUGAUGGUAUAUUUCACUGUGCAAGCAUUUCUGCCAUCGAAGAAAAAGAUUCCAAUCAACCCAGAUAUUCAAAAAGAAUGUGAGAAAGUGGCAACAGCUGUAGACAUUGAAGAUCUUGCAGAGAAAAGUGUAUUUUGUAGAUGCUGGAGAUCAAAGAAGUUCCCAUACUGUGAUGGUACUCAUAAUGCACACAACAAGGAAACUGGUGACAAUGUAGGGCCACUCGUCAUCAAAAGAAAAAGCUAAGUUAGGAAUGAAGAUAGAAGGGACAUUAUGGGUGUAUAAAACAUAGCAGCAAUUUCUACAAACUAUUAUCAGUGAAAAUAGGAAAAAGCAUUUGUCUGGUAAAGUGCUUCCAUCAGAGAAAAAAAAAAUUGUCAUUUGAUUAGUGGUAUUUUAAAUGAAAACAUUUUCAUAGUAUAUUUUUUUUCCAAUUUCUAUCAUAGAUGUCAAAGAAAUGUGCAGGAAAGUAGUAAGAGUUAGAACUAGCCAGAAUAUCUUAAAAAGUAUAAUUUGGUAAGUUAAAGCUGUUUUGUGGUUAUGUCAGAAAUAAGCAUUUAUGAGUGGCUUGAUAAGGUUGUGACAACAAAUUGAGGAAAGGGUUCAACGCAGAUUUGAAUGGUCAGAAGUAGACAAAAUGUAGGCAUCUCUAUUCUAUAGUUAAAGUUGCACGAGAAAUUGGGUUAAUUUUUUAAUCAUACUGGUAAAGUUGAACCAAUGUCUGUGUAAAAAUAUUUAAUUUCGACGAAAUGAAUGUUUAACAGGUACUAAGUUAUCACAAUUCUUUGUGUUUAUUCAUUUUCCUGCCAAUAUUUUCUGUAAGCUUCCAUGGAUAAACGUUUUUCAGAUGAAGAACUUGAGCUAGAAAAUUAAGGGGAUUAAAUGAAAUUCUACAAUUACUAGGGUGUGUAGUAAUUCUCUUAGAAGAUUGUUGCAUUAUUAUUAUUUUUUUUAUUAAUUAAUUCUUUUUUUUUUUGUGAUCAAAUCACUUUUGCAGUAUGACAUGAUCAAAUUAGUACUGUAGUAUGACUCACGACUGAUUGCUUUAGUAUUGAUUUGCACACUUUAUUUUUCGUGUUGGUUAAAUCAUGCUUGUAUGGAGUCGAGUUUGCCACGUAACCAUACUCACUGUGCAACUUACUUUUGUUGAAUAAAAAGUUUCUGAAACUUCAA
Messenger RNA from Lingula anatina, 1342 nucleotides. Its product is annotated as CDGSH iron-sulfur domain-containing protein 2 homolog A. Gene Ontology annotation, molecular function: 2 iron, 2 sulfur cluster binding. Gene Ontology annotation, biological process: regulation of autophagy. The record is from RefSeq and is a predicted model, not a curated record. Lineage: Eukaryota; Metazoa; Brachiopoda; Lingulata; Lingulida; Lingulidae. Gene Ontology annotation, cellular component: mitochondrial outer membrane; intracellular membrane-bounded organelle.